Molecule: messenger RNA, 3002 nt
Organism: Pan troglodytes (chimpanzee)
Lineage: Eukaryota; Metazoa; Chordata; Mammalia; Primates; Hominidae
Gene: KHDC4
Product: KH domain containing 4, pre-mRNA splicing factor
Exons: 14
Coding region: 81-1925 (614 amino acids)
Cellular component (GO): nucleus
Molecular function (GO): RNA binding
Source: RefSeq, a predicted model, not a curated record
UGCGUAAGAACGUUGGGGGCGGAAGUGACGAGAAGGUGGUAGUCGGAUAGUUGGCGGGUGGUUGAGUAGAACCGGUCGCCAUGUCCGCGGGGAGCGCGACGCAUCCUGGAGCUGGCGGGCGCCGCAGCAAAUGGGACCAACCAGCUCCAGCCCCACUUCUCUUCCUCCCGCCAGCGGCCCCAGGUGGGGAGGUCACCAGCAGUGGGGGAAGUCCUGGGGGCACCACAGCUGCUCCUUCAGGAGCCUUGGAUGCUGCUGCUGCUGUGGCUGCCAAGAUCAAUGCCAUGCUCAUGGCAAAAGGGAAGCUGAAACCAACUCAGAAUGCUUCUGAGAAGCUUCAGGCUCCUGGCAAAGGCCUAACUAGCAAUAAGAGCAAGGAUGACCUGGUGGUAGCUGAAGUAGAAAUUAAUGAUGUGCCUCUCACAUGUAGGAACUUGCUGACUCGAGGACAGACUCAAGACGAGAUCAGCCGACUUAGUGGGGCUGCAGUAUCAACUCGAGGGAGGUUCAUGACAACUGAGGAAAAAGCCAAAGUGGGACCAGGGGAUCGUCCAUUAUAUCUUCAUGUUCAGGGCCAGACACGGGAAUUAGUGGACAGAGCUGUAAACCGGAUCAAAGAAAUUAUCACCAAUGGAGUGGUAAAAGCUGCCACAGGAACAAGUCCAACUUUUAAUGGUGCAACAGUAACUGUCUAUCACCAGCCAGCACCCAUCGCUCAGUUGUCUCCAGCUGUUAGCCAGAAGCCUCCCUUCCAGUCAGGGAUGCAUUAUGUUCAAGAUAAAUUAUUUGUGGGUCUAGAACAUGCUGUACCCACUUUUAAUGUCAAGGAGAAGGUGGAAGGUCCAGGCUGCUCCUAUUUGCAGCACAUUCAGAUUGAAACAGGUGCCAAAGUCUUCCUGCGGGGCAAAGGUUCAGGCUGCAUUGAGCCAGCAUCUGGCCGAGAAGCUUUUGAACCUAUGUAUAUUUACAUCAGUCACCCCAAACCAGAAGGCCUGGCUGCCGCCAAGAAGCUUUGUGAGAAUCUUUUGCAAACAGUUCAUGCUGAAUACUCUAGAUUUGUGAAUCAGAUUAAUACUGCUGUACCUUUACCAGGCUAUACACAACCCUCUGCUAUAAGUAGUGUCCCUCCUCAACCACCAUAUUAUCCAUCCAAUGGCUAUCAGUCUGGUUACCCUGUUGUUCCCCCUCCUCAGCAGCCAGUUCAACCUCCCUACGGAGUACCAAGCAUAGUGCCACCAGCUGUUUCAUUAGCACCUGGAGUCUUGCCGGCAUUACCUACUGGAGUCCCACCUGUGCCAACACAAUACCCGAUAACACAAGUGCAGCCUCCAGCUAGCACUGGACAGAGUCCGAUGGGUGGUCCUUUUAUUCCUGCUGCUCCUGUCAAAACUGCCUUGCCUGCUGGCCCCCAGCCCCAGCCCCAGCCCCAGCCCCCACUCCCAAGUCAGCCCCAGGCACAGAAGAGACGAUUCACAGAGGAGCUACCAGAUGAACGGGAAUCUGGACUGCUUGGAUACCAGCAUGGACCCAUUCAUAUGACUAAUUUAGGUACAGGCUUCUCCAGUCAGAAUGAGAUUGAAGGUGCAGGAUCGAAGCCAGCAAGUUCCUCAGGCAAAGAGAGAGAGAGGGACAGGCAGUUGAUGCCUCCACCAGCCUUUCCAGUGACUGGAAUAAAAACAGAGUCCGAUGAAAGGAAUGGGUCUGGGACCUUAACAGGGAGCCAUGAUUAUCCAGCCAAGAAGAUGAAAACUACAGAGAAGGGAUUUGGCUUGGUGGCUUAUGCCGCAGAUUCAUCUGAUGAAGAGGAGGAACAUGGAGGUCAUAAAAAUGCAAGUAGUUUUCCACAGGGCUGGAGUUUGGGAUACCAAUAUCCUUCAUCACAACCACGAGCGAAACAACAGAUGCCAUUCUGGAUGGCUCCCUAGGAAACAGUGGAACAGAGUUUUGACUCUCAGUGACUCUUCUUAGCAAUAAUGCAUGCAUUUGAUUUAACAAGACUCUGGGGCCUGUGCUGGGAACCAUCUUGGACCUUUGCAGAAGUUAGAGAUUCAGUGCCCCCCUUUCUUAAAGGGGUUCCUUAACAACAACAAAAAUCCUUAUUUCUGCAGUGGCAUAGAAUCUGUUAAAAUUUAAUUAGAAUCACAAAUUUAUCUCAGAAGCUUUUUAACAGUUGGUGAAAUGUGCUUGUCCAACAAAGCAUCCUAACAGGGUCGUUCCCAUACACAUUUGACCUGGUCAGCCUUUUCCAAGUGAAUAGCCCCAAUUCUGACAUAAAGAAAGUUUUAUUUGUAUUUUACUACUGUUCGGUCAAUUUUGAUAUAUAACUGGUUACAAACAGAGCCUUACUGUUUAUUAGUGGGGAAAUGAUUUUAAGACCGUCCUUUUCAGUAUUUAAUUCUGACAGAUCUGCAUCCCUGUUUCGUUUUGGAUUAUUUCUGUUUUGGAAAAUGCUGUCUCAUUUAAAACUGUUGGAUAUAGCUGGAUCCUGGAUAGGAAAAUGAAAUUAUUUUUUCAUUGUGUUUUUUAAUUGGGGUGAUCCAAAGCUGGCACCUUCAGGCACAUUGGUCUCAUAGCCAUUACUGUUUUUAUUGCCCUUCUAAGAUCCUGUCUUCAGCUGGGUCAGAGAAAACUUCUUGACUAAAACUGGUCAGAACUCAUCACAGAAAUGAAAUACAGUGGUCUCUCUCUCCCAGAACUGGUUGCAGCUAAAAUAGAGAGAUCUGACUGCUGGCUAUAGGAUUUUGGACUUAAUGACUGAAAUUGCAAAUUGUCCUUUUUCUUGGCAUUACAGAUUUUGCCAAAAUAACUUUUUGUAUCAAAUAUUGAUGUGUGAAAGUGAAGGAGCUAGUCUGCUGAACCAGGAAUAGUUUGAGAUAUUGAACUGUCAUUUUUGCACAUUUGAAUACUUUGCAGGCUGGCUUUGUAUAAACUUAUCCUCUGGUUUCCUAUAUGUUGUAAAUAUUUAGACCAUAAUUUCAUUAUAAAUAAAUCUAUAAAUAUUC